UGGGAUUGGGCAGAGGGAGUUGAGGUUGAGGAAGGGAAUGCAGGAUUGGUAGAGUUGAGAGUCAAACUUGUUGACUCACAUAUUUGUGCAGCCUCGUCCUUUCUUGCUACCCUUCCCAUCGGCGCGGAGCUGUCCUUUGGCAUUGGUGCUGAAACACGUUUUCUACCAGAUCGUAAGGGGACGCUGGAGCGUUGGGAAUAAAACAUUUAGAUUUUUUUGUACACGUUUUGUAUCGUUUAAAUAACUUUAUCGACAGAUUGAAUACUUUCAGACAGUUUGACACUCUCCGGAAGAUAACCGUUGAAUUAGCCUACUCCGCUCUAAUCAAGAGCGCGUAAAGAUCCAAUUUUCGACCCAGGUACUGUGGUCUCUUGAAAGCAGAAAGAUGGCUUUUAUGGUAAAGCACAUGGUGGGAGGCCAGCUGAAAAACCUCACGGGGGGGAAUGAAGAAAAAACAGAAGCAGAGAAAUCAGACGCCGCGGCGAACGGGAUGACCCAGGAGGAGUUUGAACAAUAUCAACAACAGUUAGAAGAAGAAAAACAAGAACGAGAUGCUAGCUUUGCUCAGAAGAAGGCUGAGAGGGCAACAGUCAGAAGUCACUUCCGAGAUAAAUACAGACUCUCAAAGAACGAGCUGGACGAGACCCAGAUCCAGCAGGCGGGGGAUGACGUGGAGCUGCCCACAGAGCUGGCCAAGAUGAUCGCUGAGGACAACCAGGAGGAAGAGAGCAAACAGUCUGUGCUGGGUCAGCUGACCAACAUCCAGAAUGUUGAUUUAGACCAGCUGAAGGACAAGGCCCAAGCCACGCUGGAGGACCUGAAAAACUCAGCCGAGAAGUGCAAUCUCAUGUGAUGUGAUGGGGAUGCCAGGUCUAUCCCCCUACAUCCCCUCCCUCCCUCCCUCCCUCCUACCCUCCCGCCCUCCUUCCUCCCUCCCUCCCUCCCUAUUUUCUCUGUACCUCACAUGAUUUAUGACAUCAUGAUGUAUGCUCCAUGAACAUGUGCAGUUGUGGGUGUUGAUGUUAAAUAGCGACAACACACACUCAUAGACAUAGGUGCACAGUAAAUAUACAUGUGUGUGUCUUGCUGUGUCUACAGGCCAAUGGGAUCAAGAUAUGGAGAGAGUCCUAAACAGUGUAACCUCUUAUUAUGCUUUACAUAGAAUGCCAAAGUCCCUUACAAAAACAACACUGCCACCAUUUAGAAAAUGGAACACAUGCAUUCCAUAUGACUAUUUUUAGAGGUUGUGUAAGAUGUUGUAGAACUAUGUUCUCAGAACAUAUACAGUAUGAUACUAGGUUUUUGUUGUUUCUGAGAUAUAGGCUACAUAUAAAUGUAUUUGUGCUGUCAGCCUGACAGGCUUUCAUUCAGUAUCCAGGUCUCAGCUGAACAUCCUCAUGCCUACCCACACACAGUGACCUUUGACCUGUCCUCAUAUUUCCAUUUGGUCCCCUUGUCCUCUCCAUUUCAGUGGUGCCGUUUUGUGCUGGUGGUUUGGUGUCAUGUAGCUGCUAUGAUGUGUCAAGUGCUGUCUUUUUAAAACGUCAUCCUUCGGCUGAGCGUGCUGAACACAGUGUAAAGCAACACACGCUCCUGUGUAUGAACAUAUACUUGGUAUUUGUCUGACUUGUUGUCUUAUAAGUCAAAUUAGGUAAAGAUAGGCCAGGAGUGGGGUUGUCAAUUCUGUGUUACAGUUUACACUAUUGUUCAUUACCAGUGUUCAUGUUGUGUGAUAGUUAAAACAGCCCGUUUGUAGAUUGCGGUAUUUGCCAUGUGGAAUGGGAGUACAGUUACCUUCACCUGUGGCUUAUUUGACCUGAUAACUGCAGUGUGCUUCCAUGUGUGUUUAAAGAGACAUGAGAUACACAACAAUUCAAUGAGCCAACUAACCUUAUCUUUGUGUGUCAAGAGUCAAUGAUUUAUCACGUUGUUCACCGAAGUAUAUCAUUUUUUUGUUGCCUUGUCAAAAGCUAAAUGAGGGUGGCCAUGGUGAUUUCAGGAAUGAGACACGAACAUGGUUUUCGUCAUCCUCUUUAUUUUGUAAUUUAUUUUACAGUGCAUCAUUGUUGUCGUUCAGCGCUGUAUGAACCUUAUUUUAUUGAUUUUGGACUGACUGUUGAAACUUC
Messenger RNA from Osmerus eperlanus (European smelt), 2126 nucleotides. It is a transcript of the gene cplx3b, whose product is annotated as complexin 3b. The record is from RefSeq and is a predicted model, not a curated record. Bases 386 to 853 code for a protein of 155 amino acids. Gene Ontology annotation, cellular component: SNARE complex; terminal bouton. Gene Ontology annotation, biological process: regulation of neurotransmitter secretion; synaptic vesicle exocytosis; neurotransmitter transport. Lineage: Eukaryota; Metazoa; Chordata; Actinopteri; Osmeriformes; Osmeridae. The transcript is spliced from 3 exons. Gene Ontology annotation, molecular function: syntaxin binding.